GAGCAGACAUCCCCAGCAGCUGCGCCGCCGCUGCAGCCGUUGCGACCGUCUCAGCGGAGUUCAGAGGGCCAGGCGGUGGGAGACUUCCCACAGGGCGGCUGAGAUGUCGUCCACCGCGGCUUUUUACCUUCUCUCCACCCUGGGAGGGUACUUGGUGACUUCCUUCUUGUUGCUCAAAUACCCGACCUUGCUGCACCAGAGAAAGAAGCAACGAUUCCUCAGUAAACACAUCUCUCACCGCGGAGGUGCUGGAGAAAAUUUGGAGAAUACAAUGGCAGCCUUUCAGCAUGCAGUUACAGUUGGAACUGAUAUGUUGGAGUUGGACUGCCAUAUCACAAAAGAUGAAGAAGUUGUAGUGUCACAUGAUGAGAACCUAAAGAGAUCAACUGGAGUCAAUGUAAACAUCUCUGAUCUCAAGUACUGUGAACUCCCACCUUACCUUGGAAAACUGGAUGUCUCAUUUCAAAAAGCAUGCCAAUGUGAAGGAAAAGAUAACCGAAUACCAUUACUGAAGGAAGUUUUUGAGGCCUUUCCUAACACUCCUAUUAACAUCGAUAUCAAAGUCAACAACAAUUUGCUGAUUAAGAAGGUUUCAGAGUUGGUGAAGCAGUACAGACGAGAACACAUCACGGUGUGGGGUAAUGCCAGUUAUGAAAUUGUAGAAAAGUGCUACAAAGAGAAUUCAGAAAUUCCUAUACUCUUCAGUUUACAACGUGUUCUGCUCAUUCUUGGCCUGUUCUUCACUGGCCUCUUGCCCUUUGUGCCCAUUCGAGAACAGUUUUUUGAAAUCCCAAUGCCUUCUAUCAUACUGAAGCUAAAAGAACCACACACCAUGUCCAGAAGUCAAAAGUUUCUCAUCUGGCUUUCUGAUACUCUACUAAUGAGAAAAGCUUUGUUCGACCACCUCACUGCCCGAGGCAUUCAGGUGUAUGUUUGGGUAUUAAAUGAAGAGCAGGAAUACAAAAGAGCUUUUGAUUUGGGAGCAACUGGGGUGAUGACAGACUAUCCAACAAAACUUAAGGAUUUUUUACAUAAUUUUUCAGAAUAGAAAAGGAGGUACUCAGAAGCAUUCAAAGAAAACAUGAAAAGACCUAAGAAAAAAAAUUGUUGUUAUUUCCCUAAGCCAUUUCUGGAAUGGUAAAAGGUUUAAUCAGUUAAGUGUUUAUUACCUCAUUUUUAAGCCUGUCU
Messenger RNA from Balaenoptera ricei (Rice's whale), 1188 nucleotides. It is a transcript of the gene GDPD1, whose product is annotated as glycerophosphodiester phosphodiesterase domain containing 1. Gene Ontology annotation, cellular component: endoplasmic reticulum membrane. The transcript is spliced from 10 exons. NCBI's taxonomy places the organism in Eukaryota, Metazoa, Chordata, Mammalia, Artiodactyla, Balaenopteridae. Gene Ontology annotation, molecular function: phosphatidylcholine lysophospholipase A1 activity; phosphoric diester hydrolase activity. The record is from RefSeq and is a predicted model, not a curated record. Gene Ontology annotation, biological process: N-acylethanolamine metabolic process; glycerophospholipid catabolic process. The coding region runs from base 104 to 1048 and encodes 314 amino acids.